CUCUCUAUCUCUCCGGCCAUCGGUUCCGUCGGGUUGGGGCACCGCGUGCUGCUGCUGGUUUUGUUUUGAGGGAGAUGCGGAGAUGAUUGCUUUGAGUUCUCACCUUAGAUCGAGCGACUUCUCACCCUGCAAGGAUCCUCACUCCGGGAUACAAUUUUCUUAUGUGGCGAACUGAACAUUGUUCAUGGCCGUGUAGACUGUAGUAAACUCGUUCUUGUUGAAGAAUCAAGGAUCCAAGUUCCCUUUGAUUUUUGAAAUAGGAACUUCAAUCCACAUAGUGCACAAAGUGUUCGGUUUGUUUUGCUAAUGUGGCAUAGAGAUAGGAAACUUUCGUUUUUGUUUAUUUUUGAGUUACAAUUUACCUUAGGCCAUACUUCACAAGUUGCAACCAUUAUCAUGUGGUGUUUAUUUAGGUCUUAGAGGAUCCGAGAUGCCCUCCAAAGCUCCAACCUGGUACUUAUAAGCCAAUUGUACUUAUUUCACCUCUUUGUUUCUUAAUUUAACCAAUCACCCUUUGUUUGGCGUCUCCACCAAACAAAAUGUUAGUUUCUUUGGAACCAUGAUAAGUCAUCUGAAUCAAUUUUCCAUGUUUCGGUUUGAGAGGGUCUCUUCUGUCAUGCCAUGUCAUGAUGGUUUAGCAGGACGGCUGCAUCUGGUUAGCCAGGAGUCCUUUAAUUUGCUGCAUCGAAAUCUCUCACUGUAUCGCAGCUACCCACGGUCCUAUCAGCGGCAGCGGCUGUGGCGCUUCCCCUUCCCCACGGUGCGGGAGCUAAGGGAAGCGAGCAGCAUGGUGGCAAUGGCCACAUCAGCAUACCCUCCUCCUCCUCCAUUUUACCGACUUUACAAGGACUACGAGCAGGAUCCCUCAUCCGCACCAGAACCUCCACCUCCACCGCCAAUUGAUCAAAUAUAUACAACCUUUGGCACUGAUCGCAAAACAAAUGAGUUGCUGCCAAGCUUGGAAAGUCAUAAUCUCCGUCAGCUUUAUCCAAACAGCCCCAAUAUUGACUUCAAAAAGGAGCUAAGGACCCUCAACAGAGAGCUUCAGCUGCAUAUUUUGGAGCUGGCAGAUAUUUUAGUGGAGAGACCAUCUCAGUAUGCUCGCAGGGUAGAAGAUAUUUCACUUAUAUUCAGUAACUUACACCAUCUUCUCAAUUCCCUACGACCUCAUCAGGCAAGAGCCACAUUGAUUCACAUGCUUGAGAGCCAAAUUCAGCGCCGCAAGCAAGCAAUCGAAGAUAUAAAACAGAGGAGAGAGGAAGCGCAAAAACUUCUUGGGGAGUCACUGCUAAUCUUAGAUGGAAGCCAAACUAAUUAAACUUUUAAGCUGGUGCCAAUUGGACUGUUUGAAGACAGAUUAGUGCUUUAUGGGUUAGAGAUUGUAUGUAGGAGUUUGCGUGCAGAGACUACCCAGAGACGGGUGUUGAGAUAUUUCUGGCUUCUUUCGGUAUUUUGUUAUGGUCUCGUGGUAUGUACAUAUUUUGGUGGUCGAUGCAAACAUACUCCAGUUAACGGACUGUUGGAUGUUGCUGUUGAAUUAGUUUGUUGUAGUCUUAACGGACUGUUCCUUUUUUUGAGAGAGAGAACAAGCGGACUGUUCGAUUGAUGGCCAGUUUGGUAGUUGGACAAAAUUAUAUUGUGGACUAUUUUCGUAA
Molecule: messenger RNA, 1655 nt
Organism: Setaria italica (foxtail millet)
Lineage: Eukaryota; Viridiplantae; Streptophyta; Magnoliopsida; Poales; Poaceae
Product: mediator of RNA polymerase II transcription subunit 7a
Exons: 7
Coding region: 560-1318 (252 amino acids)
Biological process (GO): regulation of transcription by RNA polymerase II
Cellular component (GO): mediator complex; core mediator complex
Molecular function (GO): transcription coregulator activity
Source: RefSeq, a predicted model, not a curated record